Messenger RNA from Somion occarium, 2355 nucleotides. The record is from the annotation of a GenBank genome assembly. NCBI's taxonomy places the organism in Eukaryota, Fungi, Basidiomycota, Agaricomycetes, Polyporales, Cerrenaceae.
AUUUUGUAGACGCCGUAGUCAGAGUGAUCCAAGGAGGAAGGCAGCCAGCAAGUCCAGUCCACACCUUUCGAAACCUUCGAAACCUGUGGAUGUCUCAGCAAUCAACCGCUGCUAAGCCUUCGCUGCAGGGGGUCAGAAUCAAAGCUCGGAAAGGGGCCGUCAAAGCUCACGCCAAACACGAACCUACGAUCUUCAGAGAUCAACUCUACAAACAUCUCGAAACUGUCCCAGAAGGUGAUUUCGAGGCGUUCACCAAUAAACUAGUGCAAGCCGGAUCCACUCUCGAGUAUCUCAAGUAUGCGGACGCACUUUUCGAGAUCCUACUUGUCGGGGGUCUUCUCCAGCCAGGUGGGAACUAUAUCGAUGAUGGCGCACCGCCCUCACCAUUCUCGAUCUUCAACGCCAAAGAGCCCGUGGAUGUGGCAGAGAUAAAGAAAUAUGUCGAGGUUUUGAACAAAUUGAUCAGAAGAUAUAAAUAUCUACAACGUCCACUCGAGGAGACUUCUCUCCCUGGCCUUAUGCAAUACAUCAACCGCUGGUCAGAUAUACAACGCGAGAAACUCGCCAUAGCCGCCGGGAUCAUGCUUGCCCAGGGUCUUAUUAGUGCUGCCUGCCUGCAAGCACUGACCAAAGAUCAUCUCGUCAAGAAUGAUGUCUCGGUCAGCGUGGUCACAGUGGUCUUCCGUGCUUACUUGGGUGAACAAUCUAUCGAUCACCUCGCUGCAACCUUGCGUCGCGGAGGUAUCAAAGAUCUCCUAGCAUUCUUCCCACCAAACAAGCGUCAGGAUAAGGCCUUGGAUGAACACUUCCGCGCUGCCGGACUACCUCAGGUCGCCGAAUGGUGGACAAAGAGACAAUAUGCGGCCCUCAAGGACGGCAUUAUCUCCACUUUGAAGGAAAUGCUUGCCAAUGAGGAUUCCCAUGCUGAUAUCAUUGCCGCGAUCAAGGCUAAGCAAGGCGAGGGCCCUCUGCCGGAAAAUGAAUUGGUUCAGUGUAUCUGGCAAGGCCUGAUUUCUUCCGUUGAAUGGAGUGCUCGUCAAGACCAGAAUGAGGCUUUGGCAAUCCGAGAGAUUGGCGACUUCGCCGAGAUCCUCGAACCAUUCUGUAACGGCGCAAAGACUGAGGUUGCUCUCAUCAACGCUGUCCAAGUAUAUUGUUAUGAGGACACCCGUAUCAUCAAGGCAUUUCCUCAAAUUCUUAAAGUGCUGUAUAACAAGGACUGUAUUUCUGAUCAAGCUAUUAUCUAUUGGCACCAGAAAGGCUCGAAGGCCCAAGGCAGGCAGCAUUUCUUGAAUGCAACUCAGCCGCUGGUGAAGUUCUUGCAGGAGCAAGAAAGCGAGGACGAGGACGAGGAGUGAGUAUACGCCAUAGAUGGGCGGCAUGGGUAUGGGCUGUCAUAAUCAUACGAUACGAUAUGUAUUCAUUCACGACUGGCCGGUGAGAGCACGGACCGUUUACGACUUGUACUACAUGAAUCGAAAUUUCUUUCUUAUCUUCUGUCAGGAUACACUAGACUAGAUAUUCGGGGACGUGAGAGUACAAUGAAAAUUACAACGAUCAUCAACGAUAGCGCACGGACCAAUAAAUCACUUCCAACGCCAGAGCAAAGUUGGGCUUGUGCAUACAAUAGGCUCGAAGAACCCCAUAAACGGAGCAAAUGGUCACAUAGCUACUGGUCCCUGUAAUGGUCACCAGGCUUCAGGCAUAGGAGGAAAGUCGCCUGUCCAUCCGUUCGUAUUCGACAUUUGGAGGAAAAUACCGUCGGAUCCAUUCACAGGCAGACCGAGCUUACUUGUUCUUGCAGCCAAACCGGAAUAGAACUGGGGCUGAAUAUCGCUUGACUGUGAGGCCAAGGAAUCCCUAGUUCCUCCAUCGUGAACGGUGGAGGUGCAGGCGGAGCAGGGACCAGACUUGGGUCGAUGAAUGGCGGUGGAGCCAUCAUUUCAGUACCUCCCAUAGGAUUUACUCCGCCAGAAGAGAGGCCAAUCUUGCGUCGGAGAUUGGCAAGCAUGAUGCGUAAAGUCAACGCAUAUCUCUCUGCAGCAACGUCAGAAAGCAGCUGCGCAAGCUGUUCUACCUGAACCGCAAUAACGUUCAGAUCCAGCUCGGCUGGGAACAGGUUGGCCAUCUUCAACAGAAAUAGGCCUGAGAAGGCGGCUGUCACCAGGCUAUCAUGGACUGCAUAACGCAGAGCAGCGCUAUAAAUCAAUUCAAAUCAGCACGUCAACGAAAGUUUGGCUCAAGAAUCAGCUUCAUACCGAUACGUCGUUGAGUUCAAUAGAUUAGAGAUGCAGUUCGAGGCUGCGUCCUUAGCUUGGAAUGCAAGCUCACGCUGCUCAAAUGGCAUUUUGUCCC